AUGUUAGUCGCAUUGAUUCUCGCAGGAUGUGUGUCGUUAGUGGCAUCAGAUCUCCAACUACCCCCUGGUUUCAACUUGCCAGCAAUCACUCAUGUGGACAGGAACUGGUAUGUGAUGUCUUCAGACCCCAUUGGGUCAAUCGUCACUAGAGUUACCAGAGAGCGUACUGGCAAACAUAAUGUCACCUUCGGAUUGGACACGGGUGGACCCCCGACGCCAUUCGCCAUAGAUCCUCACACGGGUGUCGUGGUUGUCAACGACACAUUAAAAGAUAAGGAAAAUAAAUCAUACUCAUUAUGGGUAACGGCAGACGACGGCAUCUCGCUGCCCCAAAGGACAGAAGUCUUCGCGACAGUUACGGACAAUUCCGGUGUCAGACCAAAACUGCCAAGACCACCGCCGUUUGCGAUCGCGAACUAUGACGGAAUGGCGUUACAACCAAAGUUCCCUAGACCCAUAUUCAGCACCACCAAAGCACCACACACAGACCCCACUAGCCCAGAAACAAUAGCCGCCACAACCCCCACUAAACCACCAGAUAUACCGACGGAAGAGAAGUCCAAAAUUGAGGUAAAUGAUGCGAAGAACAGCACAUUGCAAGAAACAAAAGGAAAUGAAGUUCCGUUGACAGUUAUACCGUUAAUAGCGAUCGGAGCUUUAAUAGCAAUAGUCGCUGGAGUAAUAAUCUUCGUUUGGAAGAAGAGGCAUGUGAAAAGAGCCAAAAGUACAAAAGAUGAUAAGAGCAAAGACUCGGGUGGGAUUGUACUACAAGAUACCUCAGUCAACUUAUGGGACCGUCCCCGGGCAUAUUCCAAUCAAUACAAGUCUUGGGACAACGGCCAUUUACAGAUAUCUGAAGAAACUACAAUAAGCAAAGAAGAACCCAGCGAUGUAUGGGAGUUUCCUCGAUAUCGCUUGAAGAUCUUCAACAUUGUUGGCGAAGGUGCCUUUGGACAAGUGUGGCGUGCGCAGGCUGUGGAUAUUGAUGGUAAAAAGGGGGAGCAGACGGUAGCAGUAAAAACGCUAAAAGGCAACGCGUCUGAAAAGGAAAAGACCGACUUAUUGCAAGAGUUAGCUGUAAUGAAGUCGUUAGGGACGCACCCCAAUGUCGUUAGACUCGUCGGAUGUUGCACGGAAAAGGAACCAACCCUUGUUAUUAUGGAGUUCGUGAGUUUGGGCAAACUGCAGCAGUACCUACGAGACUCCAGAGCGGAGCGUCAUUAUGGUAACACUCAUGGUGGAAGCCUCUUCCUCACUUCAAGAGAUCUGACGCACUUCGCCUUCCAAGUAGCCAGGGGAAUGGACUUUCUUAGUUCCAAGGGAAUUAUACACAGAGAUCUAGCGGCUCGCAACGUCUUGAUAACAGAGGAGAGGACGUGCAAAGUAGCCGACUUUGGUUUCGCAAGAGACGUCGCGGGAACACAUGUGUAUGAACGUAAAAGCGACGGUCGCUUACCAAUAAGAUGGAUGGCGCCAGAAUCGCUGUACGACGACAUAUUCAGUGUAAAAUCGGAUGUAUGGAGCUUUGGAGUUCUAUUGUGGGAGAUUGUGACUCUCGGAUCCACUCCGUACCCUGGUCUGUCAGCUGGGGACGUUAUGAGGAAGGUCCGCGAAGGCCACCGCUUGGAAAAACCGGAGCACUGUCGCCGCGAAUUAUACAACAUAAUGUACUAUUGUUGGGAAGCAGAACCGAGCUCCCGGCCGGAGUUCAAGGAAAUCGUCGUGAUGCUGGAACGAUUAUUGUGCACUGAAAUGGACUAUAUUGAGUUGGAGCGGUUCCCGGAUCAUUCCUACUACAACGUACAGCAUUUGGAUGGAGAGAAGUUGUAA
Molecule: messenger RNA, 1830 nt
Organism: Leptosia nina
Lineage: Eukaryota; Metazoa; Arthropoda; Insecta; Lepidoptera; Pieridae
Source: the annotation of a GenBank genome assembly